AUGAAGUAUUAUCCAUGGAACGAUUAUGAUUUAGAAAACGAUUAUGAUUUAGACGAUUAUCCAAUACAUUAUAGAACAGUCAAUUCUCCAAAAUAUAAUCUAGUGCUACUCAAGCCAGAAAAAGAAAUAUCAGACUCAAAGAUCAAGACGGAAAUUAAAUCACCCGUUCGUGAAGACUUUCCGAAACUAAAUGAUCCAAUCGUUGUACACACAAAUACUUCGGACGAUUUGAAAGAAGAAUUAGUAACCAUUUUAUCAUUCUUAGAUGAAAUUCACGACCAACAUGAUAACGUAUCGGAUAACUUGAAUGAAGUCAUCGAAACUGUUUGUGUUAUGAACUAUUUGAUUACAGAAAAUCAAUCGACACCUGUGAACAUCGCAUCAAACAAUAAAACAUAUGAAUACGUAAUAAGUCCUGUAGAACCAGAUGAAGUUUUGGUAGAUCACCAAUUUACACAGACUGAAAGUAAAAGAUUAAAAACUGAGGAGUUGAAAGAUAACAAGGAGGAAAAGGAAAAGUUGGAAGAUGACAAGAUAUCUGAGAGUAUUUUGAAAGAUAACAAGGAGGAAAAGGAAAAGUUGGAAGAUGACAAGAUAUCUGAGAGUAUUGUAUCUGAGAGUACUGUAUCAAGCAACGUAUCGGAAAAAAACGAAAUUCUUCGAUUAUUUUCACUUUAUGAUCUUCCCUCUCCAUGUGGAAACCGCGAUAUUCCGUGA
Messenger RNA from Trachymyrmex cornetzi, 717 nucleotides. RefSeq lists its product as uncharacterized. Bases 1 to 717 code for a protein of 238 amino acids. The record is from RefSeq and is a predicted model, not a curated record. NCBI's taxonomy places the organism in Eukaryota, Metazoa, Arthropoda, Insecta, Hymenoptera, Formicidae. The transcript has 4 exons.